This is a messenger RNA of Vigna unguiculata (cowpea), 1809 nucleotides long. RefSeq lists its product as uncharacterized. NCBI's taxonomy places the organism in Eukaryota, Viridiplantae, Streptophyta, Magnoliopsida, Fabales, Fabaceae. Gene Ontology annotation, cellular component: membrane. The record is from RefSeq and is a predicted model, not a curated record. Gene Ontology annotation, molecular function: protein binding.
AGCUUCAAAUGUGCCUUAUAAAUACCCUCUGUUAUCGCCUACCCCAAUCACCAUACUGUACUUGCCACUGCAAUUUUCCAGCUUAGAGGGCUUGGAAAGAAGGAAGCAACAGCAUGAAUCCCGAUGUGGCUGCUGCUUCAGAUGUACCCGACAUUAAGAUUAUAAUACCAGGAGAUGAUGAAAGCCAUGCCUCACCACCAAAUUUAAUGGAUGAAAUUAGGAACUCCAAAGAACGUGGGGAUAUGUACAUGCAUGCAUUCCUGGAUGAGUGGGAUAAAAUGUUACCCAUUGUUAAAGAAGAUCCAAAUAGUGUGCGCAUCCCAUUGACUGGAUUAGGCGACACAGCUCUUCAUGUAGCAGCAGGUGCGGGGAACACUACUUUUGUUGAAGAGUUGAUUAAGCUUAUGAGCCCAGAAGAUGUGCUGAGACCAAACUCAUAUGGGAUGCUUCCGGUUCACUUGGCUGCUUUAUCUUCCCAUCACAGAAUAGUUCAACUUCUAUGCUCCCACCAUCUGCUCGACAAAAUGACUUACAAGGAUAUUGAAAAACUGUUUUUUAUGACCAUCAACAACAACAUGUUUGAUGUGGCCAUUAAAUUAUUUGAAAAACGUCCAGUUGAAUUGACCUUUGCAAGAGAUGAACAACGGCUAACAUCAUUACAUAUACUGGCGCGAAAGCCUUAUGAAGUUCUAAAGAGAAAAUUACAGGACGACAUUGAAACAAGACGAUCAACCGUAACGGGUAUGGACUUGCUGAGGAGGAUAUGGACCGAAGUUAGAAAACUGAAAAUCAAAGAGAUUUUGGAUUUGACUACUAAACCAUCCGCAGUGUUGUUUGAUGCAAUAGAAUCAGGAAACCAUGACAUAGUAAUAGAGUAUUUUAUGGAGAGUGUUGCAAUACUCACGAACAUAAAGGACUCUAAUGGACGAAACCUAGUGCACUUGUUGUUUUUAUAUCGGCGUUUGGAAGUCUUUCAUCCGUUAGUAAAUGAUAAAAAACAACAUUUACUACGAGCAGUGGAUAAUGAAGGUAACAACGUCCUACACUUGGCUGCACUUUUGCCCCUUGAAUUCAAAUCAUUCUCAGGUUUAAGUGCAAAAAUUCAAAUGCAAAGAGAGCUCGGUUGGUUCGAGGGGGCAGAGAGGAGUGUUCCUCAUGAAUUAAGGAGUAUGAGAAACAAGAAGGGAAAGACACCAAUUGAUGUAUUUUAUGACGAACACAAACAAUUAUCCAAAGAUAUCAAAGAAUCUGCCAAAGGAAUAGCAGAUUCCGGGAUGGUUGUGGCAACACUUGUUGCUACUGUAGCAUUUGCAGCUGCUCUCACGGUUCCGGGUAAUAAGAACAGUGCCUGGUUCAUUGUCUUCAUCGUCACAAAUGCAAUCGCAUUGUUUACUUCUUCUGCAUCCAUACUCUCUUUCUUGUCAAAUUUCACUUCUUCAAGAUUCGCAGACACUGAAUUUGUCAUGUCACUACAUCCCAGCUUGACUUUUGGACCUGAGUUACUAAUCAUAUCUGUUGCUGCUAUGGUUGUGGCUUUCAUUGCAGCAUCCUUUCUGAUAUUUGAUUGCACAACAAAAUGGGUUUCUUAUGUAGUAACUCCAAUGGGGGUUUUCCCAUUGCUUGUGUUUAUUCUCUUUCAAUCUAAGUUCUUCGACGACUCCUAUUGGGCUAAAUACUAUCGUCCCAAACUUCGGUAACUUAAAUGCUCACACACCUAAGUUAGCGUUAGUAUUAUUAAAUUUUAGCAUCAUUAAGUGUGUUAUCCUAUAUUUUUCCGUGUCUUUGCAUUCUCCACCUCAUUGUAUAAUU